Molecule: messenger RNA, 1106 nt
Organism: Triticum aestivum (bread wheat)
Lineage: Eukaryota; Viridiplantae; Streptophyta; Magnoliopsida; Poales; Poaceae
Exons: 5
Coding region: 320-790 (156 amino acids)
Source: RefSeq, a predicted model, not a curated record
ACUGUAUAUCCCUGUAAUUACAGUGUUUCUUUUUCAGUAAUUUGGAUUGCAUUCCUUAUAUUUUCAGUCUUGUUUAUUGUCAUUUUUUCUAAUCCUGUAAUUUUCAGUAGUUACACUUCAAAUAUUUAGUGUCCUUACAUUGUUUCUGCAUUAAUUACACUUCAAAUGUCAGUGUAAUUACAUUGAAAGUUCAGUAGUUUGGACUGUAUUUGUAAGUUCAGUAAUUUUGAGUAAAUUACACUGUAACUAGAAGCAAACACGCGCUUUGCCGCGCCGCUUUUCAUUCAUUAAAACUAAAAUAUAUAGAAGAAUAAUAAAAAUGGUAGAGGGGGUGGUACAUUCGGGAGAGCAAAAUGUGAUAAGCACCGUGAAUUGGUUUGGGCUAUAUAUGGAAGACUUCUUAAUGACAAUGAAAGUCCUCCGUAGGUUCUUCCAAACAGCAAGUACAAGGUCAAACAAUAUGAAUAACAUCAUCGUUCAAUUGUAUAUGGGUUCAUCCACUUCAGGCUUGAGCAGUGGAAAAUUGGCAUUUCCAGAUAGAGUUCUGAUUUUGUUUGGAUGGCAAGAUUGCGUAAAGCUUGUGGGCAGGGACCCCAUGACGUUUCUCCUGAUGACAGUGUUGAAUGUUCAUAUAAUCCUUUUGUUUCUGACGAUUUUGCAGAUGCUGAUUGUUUUAAAAUGUCUCAGAUAUUUGAAACGGAAGAUAACUACUGCAGGAGACCGUAAUGUGAAGCAAUUAUUGGCUUACAUGAAGGAGUGCGUCCUCUUCAUCUUGCAGUGUUUCCUCUGAGCUAUGUAAAGUGUCAAGAAAGAUCUAAAUUACAAGCUAGAGAUGAAUUUUUCGCGGCAUCUUACAUUAUGUAAUUGACAAGAUAGGUCACAGUAAUUUACAACCAAGAUAGGUUACAGUGUGUCUUCUUGAUACUUACAGUGCCAUGUUCUGAAAAUUCCAGUCCAAUUUGUAGUGUAAUUUCAUUUUGUAAUUUAUUCUAUGUAAAUUACAGUGUAAUGUCAGUGUACUUUCAUUUUUUUAUACUGUAAUUACACUGUAACUCACACUAAUUGCCCUGUUUUUACAGUGUAAUUUUCAGUGGUUUCCACUGGAA